UAUUUUUAUGAAGACAAUCAACUUUCUGUCAUCAAAGAAACAACAAGACUACGAUGAUUGUCAAUUUGUCGUGAUUGAUUCAGUUGUGGAUCAUUUUGAGUUCUAAGUUACAAUUUUCUCGUCAUAUGGGAACGUGAAUUUAAUUCCAAUGGAAUUGAUUCCUGUGACUCAAGCGAAUGUUAAAUCUCUUCGAAGAAUAAACCAAGUUGUUUUUCCAGUGAUUUACAACGAUAAAUUUUACAAAGAUGUUUUGUUAGCUGGUGAAUUGGCUAAAAUCGCUUUUUACAAUGACAUUGUUGUUGGUGGUGUUUGUUGUCGGAUCGACACAACAAACGACCAAAAGAGAGUUUACAUUAUGACCCUUGGGUGUUUAGCUUCGUAUCGAGGACAAGGAAUCGGAACUAUGAUGUUACAACACGUGCUGAGUUACGCUGAAAAGAAUGAUCUUGAUGGGCUUUUCCUUCAUGUCCAGAUAAACAACGAAGGAGCCAUAAAUUUCUAUAAAAAGUUUGGAUUCGAAAUAAUCGAUGUAAAGGAGAACUAUUAUAAAAGGAUCGAACCUGCUGCAGCUUAUGUACUUCAAAAGGAUCUUAAAAUAAGCACCGAGAGAAGCGGCAGUAGUGGUGCAAGUGGGAAUGGAAAUGGAAAUGGCAACGGAAUCAGCAGUGGGGCAGGUUCGGUGGACGAAAGGAAACUAUGAGCUGCCAGUCGACUAGAACCAAAGACGAAGAUGUAAAUUAACCUUUUCUUUUAUAAACUUGUCCUUAACAAAGUUAAUAAACAAGGAAAUGAUGCCCUCAGAUUUAACCUUUAUCACUUUACAAACACCUUCAGCUUUACAAUAAUUUGUAUUAAAAUCAAUUCAAUUGUA
Molecule: messenger RNA, 871 nt
Organism: Panonychus citri (citrus red mite)
Lineage: Eukaryota; Metazoa; Arthropoda; Arachnida; Trombidiformes; Tetranychidae
Product: N-alpha-acetyltransferase 50-like
Exons: 2
Coding region: 149-700 (183 amino acids)
Biological process (GO): mitotic sister chromatid cohesion
Cellular component (GO): NatA complex
Molecular function (GO): acyltransferase activity, transferring groups other than amino-acyl groups
Source: RefSeq, a predicted model, not a curated record